Molecule: messenger RNA, 5958 nt
Organism: Toxorhynchites rutilus septentrionalis
Lineage: Eukaryota; Metazoa; Arthropoda; Insecta; Diptera; Culicidae
Product: VWFA and cache domain-containing protein CG16868
Exons: 4
Coding region: 544-4887 (1447 amino acids)
Cellular component (GO): voltage-gated calcium channel complex
Molecular function (GO): voltage-gated calcium channel activity
Source: RefSeq, a predicted model, not a curated record
AAAAAGAACAGUGAAUGUAGUGAAUAGCAGCAAUCAACAAAUGUCUUGUCGUCGUCUCAUAUGUCGAGUUUUACCAGUUUCGUUUGCAUUGUUUUCAUUAAAAUCACAUGUCAACAUUAGUUUUCAUUGAAACACAAGUGACCAAUAAGCGGCAAAAGAAGUGUACAUUACGGAUUGAAGUCCAUGCAGACAGGGAAUACACUUUCCAACCGAGCACUAUCCACACUGUUCGGCGCAGUUGAAAGGAAAACGAUGCUGGAAAAGCAAGAAGAAGAGAUGGAAUUUCGGCAGCAUGCAGGAGCGAGUGGAAAGUAUCGACAGCAGUGCUAAAGGGAGUCAAAAGGCAGACGAAGGGAAAACCAUAAACAACAAACGAUUCCGAAAAGUAUCAUCGCGACGAUAAAACAAAAGCCGCCCGCAGGCAAUAAGAAGAAACGAAAUUCUUCUGGAGCAAACGAAGGAAAAUGGUUUAGUCGAGCAAAUCUGAGCUGGAUACUAUACAAUAAAGUAUAUUAGCUGUAGGUCCGUCUGAAUAGAGACAAAAUGACUUCCAAUCAACGAAAACAGUAUUAUUACUAUCUACUGCUGGCGGCACUUUUCAACUGUCGGCAAGCGUUUGCCUCAAACCAUAUCUUUGUAAAUAACAUAGUUCCUUUGAUAAGUAAUCUAAGUGCUAGUGCGAUAAGUUUUGAUAACAGCAGCAGCAGCAACAGUAAAGUGCCUUCCUCCCCUGUAACUACGUCAGCCGUUUCGGUUCCGGUGUUUUCGUAUGUACCGAUAACGUCUGCCGUUCAGCAGCAGCAGCAGCAAGGACAUGAGCGGGACUAUAGCAUACACGAAUUGACAAAAUUGCUGGAAAUGAAGCUGAAACGAAUACGGAAUCAGGAGCUGGAUGUUCCCGCUGUUCAGGAACUUUACGACACGAUGGAAUUCACAUCCAUGAUUCACAACGAAAUCGAUGAACUAGAAAGGAUCGUGAAGAAGCUUACCACUAAGUUCGAACAAUCGAUCGCAGUCAUUGACCGAUUGAGGACCUUCAUUUACGACUCAAUAACUCGCCAAAGUGCCGAAUAUAACACACUGGUCAGCCCCUGUCCGUACAGUGAGCUGCUCAAUCCGUGGGAUGAUGAACAUCCGUUCGAUCUGCAAAAUUUCAUACACAAUACAAAACUGAUAAACUCUUCCUCCACGCCGAGAUCACUUGUGGGGGAAUCUGGUUUUCUGGAUUUCUCUGCUUUUCCAGCCAGUCUGGAGGAACGCCCAAAGAUCCGAAUCAACGAUCAAACUGUGGAAGACAAUAACCAGCGGUUGCAGAGGAGAUUCCUGGAUCAAAUAGCUCACAUGCAGAGCAACUUUUACAGCAUGAAGCAGCUGUUCUAUCUGUCUGCGUUUGAUCAAGCAAACGCAUUCAAGUGUCACUAUUAUCCGAGAGACGGACGGCUGAAGUCACUGUAUUUGUCAACCGUGAGGAGCAAAUAUUUUGUGAUUCUGCUGGAUAUUGGCAGUUCGGUAAGCACUGACCAGCUGGAGGUAGCGAAAGCGAUCGUCAAGUUUAUGAUCUAUCUGUUGAACGAGCACGAUCGGAUCGCCAUUGUAGCCGUCAGCCAAAAAUUGACCACGACCGAGGGUUACCUAGAUUGCGUUAGUGGUCCUUUUGUGAACGCCACGAUGGACAAUAAGGACCGGCUGCUGGAUUUUAUAGACACACUCAAUAAAACAUCCUCCGCCGCUGGCCACGUGUCGGCCUUCCGGUACGCGUUCGAAGCGAUAGGCGAAGUUUAUCGUGGCGUUGGUGAAGAGCUGCCGGUUGUGUUUCUAUACCUUGGUCGGGCGCUGAUAUCCCCGAUUACAGCAGCUGCGAAAUCAGUGAUUCGAGCUAUUGCGGAAGGACAAUCGAGACUUGCGUUUCCUGUGAUGAUCAACACCUGUUUGAUUCUUCUGGAUGAGCGAGAAGUCACCUACGAGAAACAGUUCAUCGCCGAUAUCACCACGCAGAACUUCGCAAAAUACAACCUCACUGGAAUGUCUACCACUUCUCGCGUGGGGAAGAUGGUGAUGGUUUCGAAGCAUAGUUUUGAUGCCCAGAGAUUCGUAAUAGCUUUGAUGGAGCCUUUUCUGAACGAUCUUCAAAUCGUUGACGAUGGAAUUCGCAUCCAUCUGCCGUACCAUGGGGCAAGCGCGCAUGAUACGUUGGUAACUCUGUCUGUCCCAGUGGGAAUCUAUGGAUUAAUUGGAAUCGACCUCUUUUUGAGCGAUUUGGCGGAGGAUAUUUCCUACUACAAAACAGAUGAUGAAACUUAUGCGUUUCUGAUAGAUCUGCAUGGGAAUACAAUAAUGCAUCCCUCUUUCCCGAGGCCACUGGCAGCUAAAGAAAACUUCUUCGCUACGAAUAUAACGCAUCUUGAGCGAAAGCUAAGUUUGGGUGAUUUACAGGAUAUUCUUUCGAAAGAAAAGGGUAACUUAACAGUGUUCGAAUCAGCAUCCAACCAGAGCACGAUAUAUUUUUGGCAUCGCGCUCGGUUCUACAUCGUUUGCAUUGCCCGAACCGCCCAUUUGGACCGGAAUCCAAACAUUUUACUCAGCGGAACAAGCUCUCGAUUCAGUUCGUCCCAAAUGCAGUACUAUCAUUCGCGCUCGAACAUCGAUUACAGUUUCGUCGUUAGCAAUGGCGUCAGCAGUCACAGUCUAUUGUCAGAUCUGAUUUACCAUCGGAUAGACAUCUAUCCUGCCCAACUUCAGCGACCUUCGUCGAGCAGCACCUCGUCUGAUGCCUUCCCGGAAGAAUUCCCCACGGUAUGUCGACUAAUGAAGCAGCUAGCUCUGGUUGACGAUUCUACGCUCUAUCUCAGUUCGUCCUCAUUUCAAUCACCAUACGCACACAUCCGCAACAACCGCGAAGGCACCAACGACGAAGAAAACGUUCGAACCAUCCAAAACAUUAUGGCUUAUCUGAAGGACACAACGUCACUUUUCGCCAACCCUGGCCUCCUGCCGGAGGUUCGUAGCGAUGUGCUGGCGCUGCUCAAAGUGAUAUCCGGCUAUCGGCGAAAGCACGCCGAAAGCAAACUAAACAAACACAUCAUCCGACGGUACGCCGCCACUAUCAAUGGUGUGCUGGAGGUCUUCCCGGGCGGGUUACUCGAUACCGACAUCGAGCCAACGAAGCGUCCUUGGUUCGUGAAGGCGAUGGAGUAUCCCGGCAAAAUUGUCAUCACGAAACCGUACCUCGAUGCCGGUGGGGCCGGAUACAUUGUGAGCGUGUCCUAUACCAUCUUCGAGGGGAUCGCCGAUGCACUACACAACGUCGAGAAUGAUAAACCGAUAGUGGUGGUGUCGUUGGAUUUCACCCAGGGUUUCUUCUACAAAAUGCUGACGGAAUCGGCCAGCAUUUGCAACGCGGAGAACAUCAAGUGCUUCAUGAUGGAUGAUCGGGGUUAUUUGAUAGCGCACCCGAAGCUGGUCGAACCGGCGAUAAACAACAACAACAGACGAAUGUUAGAGCACAUCACCCACAAGGAGUCUCAGGUUGCAAAUGAUAUUUUGAAUCACAAGCAGCUGGUGACGAAGAAGAUGUGCUACAACUACGUCAACCGGACGAUACAGCGGUUCUAUCAGUUCAACAUGUCGCUGACCGAGGUGGUGACCAAUCUGAUGUACGGUGAGAGGACAAAGUACCAGAUUAUGCUCGUUCCGGGAACGAACCUGUUCAUCGGUGUUGUGAACUCUACCAACGACGGCGGAGCGUUUUGUCCGUGCAGUACGGUCGGUAAUUCGUGUCUCAACUGCAACCGGAUGGAGCAAACUGAAUGCGAAUGUCCAUGCGAGUGCCCGCUGCACUACCACGAAUCGGAAAAUGAAACAUGCCUAAAUAGUAGCCCCUCCGAUGGCCGUAAGCCCAUCACUCCGCAUUCCUACCCUCUAUGCUCACCACUGCCCGAGGAACUAAUCUCUAUGAGCGCUCUAAACUACGAGAGCGAAUACGAGCUGAAGAGUUGCACCAACAUCAAUUGUGAGGAUUACACCACGCAGAGCGAAUGUCUAGGACUGGUUGGCUGCGAAUGGUGCCAAGUGGAUAUCGACGGAGAAAACGCUCUCACCACGCCAUUCUGUACGUCACAGUUAACCUGCUUCAAUGGAGUUUUCGGAUCGGCUACGCCAUACGGAGACGUGAUGAGUAACAAUAUCAUGGAAUCAGUGUUGCCCCCAGCUUACAGUGCAAUCGGACCCGUGGCUGGGGCAAUCCUCGCCCUUUGUCUCGUGGUGGGAUUUGCCAUGUACUGUUAUCGCCAGAACAGCGACCAGAGUGGAACCUCCGAUCAAAUGUACGAUGAUUUGGUUGGUGAUCAUUGUAACGGUUUACCGUUGUCGAGAUUCGACAUCGAGGAUAGCAGCCCACCCGAUGAUUGCGAUAUCAGUCGAACGAACGCCAAACAAAAUUUGCUAAUGAAUGGACAAAACGAAGCCAACUGCAUGAUCUUCCCGAAUGUAACCUCCCCGUAUCAAAUGUCUUCCAAUUACCGUCGACCAAACGCAGGUUCUUCGGAUCACGGUUACUCGACCAUGACACAUCACGAAGAAUCGGAACACCUGUGUUUGUCAAAUGCCGAACCAGUUGCACCCAACGCCACCGCUAAACGGCUCUCAAUUUCUGACUCGGCUUCCAUCAACACAUCGGUUUCGAGUCCGUACAGCAAUCACCAGAAUUUCCUUCCGUCGGCGAAGCAAUCAUCGUUACACCAUCAGGAUGAUGGGAUAGUGCAAAAAUUGCCCGAUCCGACGCAAACCGUUUUGCCUUCACCGACCUCCGUCUCGCGGACGGGUAUUUACGGGGGAGGCCACUACAUACUGGUCCCGGUGACCGUCCAUCGGAACAUGGAUGUUUCCUAACGAACUGUGCUAAGGCUAUUUAUUACCUAGGUGUUAAUCAUCGGCGACCUGUGGUUGUUCUGAGUGUAACAUUUCCUACUUGUCUAACACAAAGUUUAACUGUAAGUAUUAGUGUAUAUGUACGGUAAGUUUAAACUUUUCCUGCUGAAUGUACCUUGAAAGCAACCCGCCAAUUGUGGCGACCAUAGAUUUCCCACGACAAGCUUCCUCAUCGUUCUUAGUCGUUUGUGUUUCACCUAGCUAAACGGAACAAAUAAGGUUCAUGUAGCUUUCGUGCAAUUCCAGCCUUGUCUUCCACUGUCGAUGAUUUUGAGAAAAUGAUUUCAAUAAUUAUAUAUGACAUCAUCCAUCACCCCCAUUCUCCCACUUCAUCACGUCUAUCUCACACAAUGUUGACUGAUUGUUAAACAUAUUUAUAAGCAUUUGAAUAUUCAGAUUUAAAAUACAUCUGGCUAUUGCCAUGGAAGAAAGAGAUUGCAAGAAAUCGGUAAAUGUGCUUGCCAAGCUAAAUGUUGUGAACAUUAACACGGAACACAGGCAGUUGGACGUCACUUUAAAAAAAACAGUCGUCAAAAACAGACUGAACAAAUCAGCAUCAAUUGGAAACCUGCGUAUCGAUACCGGAAGGUAGGAACAACGAACUUUACGAGCAUUCUUUUCUAUAUGUCAAUUCAAAAUAUACUUAACUGUAGAAGAAUGAUUGUUGCUUUCCCUUCUUUGCAAAAAGUGAAAAAUUGAUGAUCAUCGUUUAGAACUUACCGAAUACGUGGAAUAGAGGAAUAGUAAUAUGAUGGCCAAUUUGUUGAACUGGCAAAAACGGAACUAGUUAGAAAAUGAUCGAACCCUAAAACGAACGAAACACAGUCUAUUCAAGUCAGCCGGAGAUUGUUUUGCCAAGAUCGUGUUGUGAAUUUUAGCAUGUUUCAAGAUUAGAGGUAGAUAAAUUUAUAUAUAACUUGCUGCUAUCCUAUUUUUUAUACAUAUUUAGUGGUAAUUUAAUGUGAUUAUUUUAAGUUUUUUUUACCAGAUCGAUGUAUACUAUUUUUUAUGUGCAAAUAAAGAAUGCAACGA